Lachancea mirantina is the source of this 2130-nucleotide messenger RNA. The record is from the annotation of a GenBank genome assembly. NCBI's taxonomy places the organism in Eukaryota, Fungi, Ascomycota, Saccharomycetes, Saccharomycetales, Saccharomycetaceae.
AUGGAGCAACAGGAGGCCAUCCAGCCCCUAAUAGAACGGAUUCUUAUGAACCCGCUACAGUUUCACGAAGCCACCCGGAAAGAUGGAGUAGAAUCGAAACCUGGUUCGUGUAUAGUGAUCGGCAGCGGGCACGUGCCCGCCCUGGGAUCCGGCGGCGAUGAGCACCAGAUCGGCACUGGAGGCAUGCGGUUGGCCAGUACGGUUGGAGCUGAGGGCGAGCCGGCUAGCAGUAAGCAGCGCAAGACAGUGCGGACCCCCCGGAGUUUCUCCGAAGCGCUGAAGAUGUAUACGGCGCGGAAGCCCGCGCCAGACGCAGAUCUAAGCGAUGACAAAUUUGCGGGGUCCACGGACGAGCGAGCUGGUCAUGAAUCCGGCGAAGAAUCCAGCAGGGAAUCCAGUUCGGGUUCAGAAGCGUACCAGGAGGCGCGCGAGUUCACAGAGGACGAUGCGGAGAUUUCGGCGCAGAGACCUUCUGCAGCUGUCACGGCUGGGGAAGAUCUAGGUGAGGAACUGGGCGAGGAAGUAGGAGAAGAGCUAGAAAGCGAGGCGGACGACAGGGGCAACUCUUUGUCGGCGGAUACGCCGGUUCCGACAUCUGUUGACGACGCAAGCGACGCUAGCGAUAAUGCCGACGCGGAUUACGAGCUGGAAAUUGACCAAGAGGUGUCUGAGGACGACGACAAAGGUAUCAGCGACGCAGAGCGCGCGGGACUCCUGUCCGAAGCGCAAGAAUACGCCAAAGCCAAUGAAGACGCCGGUAAAGAGCAACCUGAACCUGGUGCCGCCUGCGACGGCGACGACGACGGCGACGAGCUCAAGCACAAGCAACCACAGCCCAAAUGCGUGUCACCAACGCCUCCUACCACGCUCCCAGACGCUCAGCAGUUUUAUCUAUUCAACGAAGAACCAAACGACCGGGGCUCGAAUAGCUCCACCUGCCUCAUGAAAAACUGGGGUCCAAAGCUAACCGCUCUGAAGCCGCGAGGGCUGCUGAACCACGGCGUUACGUGUUACACGAACGCUGCCGUCCAAGCGAUGCUACACAUCCCCGCUAUACAGCACUAUCUUUUUGCCGUCCUGCGCGGGCAGUACAAACAGACGAUAUCUCAAAACUCGGUCACAAAUGUCUUGGCAGAGACCAGCAAACGCAUGUGGUCUCCAGAUGGCUCCAAGAACACCUUUGUCAAUCCCAAAAAGCUCAUUGGCAAACUCGACGAUAUCAACUGCAUGAUGAGUGAGUGGCAGCAAGAAGAUUCUCAUGAAUAUUUUAUGUCCCUAAUGUCCCGUCUCCAAGAGGAUGGUGUCCCCCGCGGUCAUAAGAUGACCGAAAGCAUAAUCUAUGAUAUUUUCGGAGGUAUGCUUUGCCAAGAAGUCACUUGCAAAUCUUGCGGCAAGAUCUCAAGAACGGAACAGCCGUUUUACGAUCUUUCUUUGCAUUUAAAGGGCAAGAAGCCACCAUCAAAUAGUGAAGCUAUUGGUGAAAAUUCAGACGACCGACCAUCCAGACGCUUCUCGAUCGAAAAGUCCAUAAGAGAUUUUUUCAACGUAGAGCUAAUAAAGGCAGACAAGGAAGGUAAGAAUGGUUAUUUCUGUGAAAGCUGCUCUCAGACUGGCAAUGCUCUGAAACACAACUCGAUUCUUCGUGCCCCAGAAACGUUACUGGUUCACCUGAAAAAAUUCAGGUUCAAUGGAACGUCGUCCUCUAAGCUAAAACAGGCGGUGUCAUAUCCGAUGUUUCUCGAUUUGACCGAGUUUUGCGAAAAUCAAGAGGAUACCCUGGCCGUGAAAUAUCAGUUGAUCAGCGUUGUGGUUCACGAGGGUCGCUCCUUGUCCUCGGGUCACUACAUUGCUCAUUGUAAGCAGCCUGAUGGUUCGUGGUCGACUUACGACGAUGAAUACAUCAACAAAAUAACUGAUAGGCAAAUGUUGAAGGAGCCGAACGCAUACUACCUUAUUUAUACCCGAUUGACACCAAAAUCAGUAAAAUGGUCGAAAGAGGUAGAAACCACCCCAUUGCAGGCGUCAAAAGCCAACGAAUCUUUGUUCGAUGGCAUUAGUGAGAGCAGCAGGUCCGCUUCAAAGAAGAAAAAGAAGAACCACAAUAGAAAGAAACGGCGCCUUAACAAAUAG